GCGGAGUCACCGUCAGCUGCGUGGGGACAGACACCUUCAGGCUCCAAUGUAAAGAUGCAGAAACAAGCGUAGAUCGCAAACUUGGACCUGUUCUCACGAUAUUGUAUUCUUUAGGUAUUUUACAAUGUCUUGAUUUGACAGAAGGGACAAGUUCAAAAGAAAUCUUUUGAAAAGAUGCAGAGAAUAAUAUAGGAAAAAUGGACAGACAAAAUUAUGGAUACUCUCGUGAAUAUUAUGAUCAAUAUGUCCAGCGCCAGGACACUUCAGUAGUGAAUAAGUUUCAGCAGAAGUAUUGGAAAACCAAGCAGGCUCUUAUUAAAGUAACAGGGAAGAAAGAAGAUGAGCAUGUUGUUGCAUCUGACGCUGACUUAGAUGCCAAAUUAGAGGUUUUCCAUUCAAUUCAAAGAACAUGUAUGGAGCUGCUAAAAGUCAUUGAACACUACCAAAGAAGAAUUUGCUUUUUAUCUCAGGAAGAAAAUGAGCUGGGACGAUUUCUUCGAAGUCAAGGCUCACAAGAUAAAACACGAGCAGGAAAAAUGAUGCAGGCUACAGGAAAGGCUCUUUGUUUUUCAUCUCAGCAAAGACUGACUCUACGUAACCCUUUGUGCCGAUUGUAUCAGGAGGUGGAAACUUUUAGAUACAGAGCAAUAUCAGACACCUGGCUAACAGUAAAUCGUAUGGAACAAUCCAGAACAGAGUAUCGUGGUGCUCUACUGUGGAUGAAAGAUAUUUCUCAGGAACUUGAUCCUGAUACCUACAAACAAAUGGAAAAAUUUAGAAAGGUUCAAGCCCAAGUCCGUCUUUCUAAAACAAAUUUUGACAAACUAAAGAAUGACGUGUGUCAAAAAGUUGACCUUCUGGGAGCCAGCAGAUGCAAUCUCUUGUCUCAUAUCUUAACAACUUAUCAGACCACUUUGCUUCAUUUCUGGGAAAAAACAUCUCACACAAUGGCAGCCAUCCAUGAAAGUUUUAAGGGAUAUCAGCCAUAUGAGUUUACCACUCUUAAGAGCCUGCAAGAUCCAAUGGACAAACUUCUUGAUCAGGGCCAAAAGAAAAAAGGAAAGAAGAAAACUGUAGAAAAUGAGGAAACUAAGAAGACGACAGAUGGACCUGAUCAGGAGGAGCAACUGAUCUCUCUAGAUGAGGAAAACCACAAUGAACAACUUUGCAGUCCAGAAAAUGACAUUUUUAAUAACAAAAAUGAUGAGGAAAUGCUGUCCACUUUUGGAGAUCUGGAUCCAUCAAAAAAAGAAAACAUAGGAACACAAGACCUUCUUACAAACACAGAAGAUCUUGACAUUGCUGAUAAAGAUGAAAUGACAUUAUUAAAUGAAAUUCUGAAUGCUUCAUCAGUAGAAGAAGGAGAUUUUAGCAAGGAAUGGAAAGCUGCCUUUGGAGAUGAUGACUUGCUUGACACUGCAACUAAUCCUGGUGCUGGAGAUGUGCUCCAAGAGGAAGAGUCACCAUCAGGAUUUCUUCCUUCCCAGCUUCUUGACCAAAAUAUGAAUAAUUUAGAUUCUUCGUUAGCCAACUGGACAGCAGGUAACUCACAGUCAACAGCUGAGUCAUCAGAAUCUGCGGCUGCAGCUAAUCCUUCCCAACACAAGGCGCCAGCAAAAGAUCAUCCAAAACCUGCAAAGGACCUGUCAGCUUGGUUCAGCUUGUUCGCCGAUUUGGAUCCGUUGGCCAACCCUGAUGCAAUCGGGAAAACCGGAAAAGACCACGAACUGCUCAACGCUUAGGUGCCAUGACUGUAUGAUUUGGGUUCUUCUUCUUUUUUAAUGCAAGUGUCUCUUUAAUGGUAUGCCUACUGGAUGGUUUGAAAUUAUGGGUGGAUAUAUUGUUGCCACACUGCUUACAAAUGUGAAAAAUGUACAACUGAAAAAAAUAUUAAUAAUCGUUAGACUGACAUUUAAAGAUGCUCUUUGCACUUUAUCAGUUUUGCAGAUUACUUUGACAGAACUUUUUCGCUUAGUAAUGCUGUAAUAAAAAGGUAGAGGCAAUAUACAGUAGUUUGUUUUUUAAUCCUUUAUGUGCAAGCAAAUAUUUACACAGUUUGGGCUUUUAUAUAUAUAUAUAUAUAUAUAUAAGUAUAUAAAGCAAAAACAGUAUUUUUAGAAAAUAAAAACCACAGUUUUGAAUGUUGGUAAAAAAUAUUAUCAGUUAUCUUGCUGUAAUUAAAGGAAUAUUUAGGAAUAAAAUGUACAUGUACAGUAUUCAGUAAUGUCCAGCUAUUAAACCUGAUGCUUGUUACCUUGCUUUGCAAAACUUUGAUUUAACACUGAAAUGCAUGCCUUAAUUUAUUUUUCUUCUAGAUUUGUAAAGUUUGUUGAAAUAAAACUGUAACACAUUGACAAAUUGAGCCACACUCCUGGACAGGCUAUUCUUGCCACAUGAGUGGGCUUGUUCCCACCUUUGAAUUCAUUGUAAUGGGAGAGGAUGCCCUUGUAGCAAUUGUCCUCACCCAGAAUGACAACAACAAUGAUCAAAAAAUGAAAUAAACAAAAUUGAAACAUAAAACACAAUGUACACAGUCAGACAAAACGCAGGUCAAGCCCUAGUGCCCCACUGGCCCCUUCUGCUGGUUCACUCACAAGCCUCAACUCCUUCUCCAAACAGGUGGACUUUGCUCCAACUCUCUUCUCAGCUUUCCCAUUCUUGGGGUCAGGUUUCUGUUGCUCUAGAAGCGUCACCCAUACACUCCCGAGCUUCUUUUGGUAAAUGUCAAAGGGCUAAGUGCCUCAGGCAGCCUCCAUGUCCAUUCUCUAAAAUUACAACUCUCUUCUGUCUCUCGUAUACAGACAGACACGUGAUUAGCGACAUGUUGCAAGUACUCCCCGCACUCGCCCUUUGAUGGACAACCUGGCCUCAACUUCUGCUGCUGAUGUGUUGCCAAUGGUGGCUGAGGGGGUCUUUCAAUAUCCUGCCAGUUCUCCCUGGCUUUGGCUUUGCUCAGUUAUGUAGAGCAGUGUUUCUUAAGCUUUGCUUUCUCGUGACCCAAUCUUGCCCUUGUUAUUGUCUUUGAGACCCAGUCCAUGAUGAACAUCUGAUCAGAUUUAUUUGUCCCACUUGGAUAAUCGGUGCUUGCAGUUAUAGAAGAGCAGUCGAUUGCCUAAACUGUCUGCAGCAACCAAUUGCAAGAAACUUCACAUUCUGCAUGUGACCCUUUCCCAUUGAAUAUAACUGUGAGUCACGACUCUAUAUGAGCCAAAGGGUGUCAACCCCGUGACCCAUAGUUUAAGAAGUUACGAUUUAUAGGGUCAGGCAUUCUUGUGUUCUGCAGAAGUCAUCUUCUGUCCAGUGUCCUGGAGGAAAAUUACAAGUUAUCCUUGGGGGGAACACAGAACAUAUAGAGGUCUUCGCACCACUAACAGGUAGACUAUGGAUAUUGACCUCUGUCUCUCCUCCUGAGGUCUCCUGCAGGAUUCUUGACAACUGGCUCUGAGCAGCAGGACACCCCUUGGAGCCACUUUUGAGGAAUUAUACAACCACAUUGCGUUUGUGUUAAGUCUUCUCCCACAGGUUGGAGUCGUUUGCUACGCUACCACAGCUCAAAACCAAAAGCUACAUUGCAUUGUGCCCGGAGUGUCGUCAAAUAGCUGUUUUUAAACUGUUUUAAACCAAUUUAAAAAAUAAUGUAGAAAUAAAUAGGAAUACAUACCCAGGCUGAUUGCUGACUAUUUCUUUCUGUGUUUUAAUGUGGAACUGGUGUGAAUUUGCUACAACAGACUGACUGUGUGGGGUCAGCACAAGCCCUAAUCUAAGCAUCUAAUUCGGUACCAGUUAGUAUACCAUGUACUAGUUAGCAGUCCGAUGUCUGCCCGAGUUACACCUCAUAAAGGCAGACUUUCAGUUUUUUCAUAUCGAGAAUCCAAGUGUUGUAACUACAGAGGCCAGGUAAGGAUUUUAAGAUCCAAAUGCUUAUUUCAUGGAAACAACUUGCUAAUUUUGGGAACCUAUUUGGGAUAUUGUGGUAACAAUACUUCACCCAAAAUGAUAUUUUUUUAUAAGCUAAUUACCCCGUGUGGUUUGUAGUGAUGACCGAGAAAAAAAAUGUAAUCUUGAGUUUUCAUGGAGAACAGAGAUUCUUUCUGAGAGCUUUCUGAUAGAAUAGACACCUAUGGCGACCAAUGCUGGACAACAGCAAAUGAAACAAGAAGCAUCCAUUAAAAAAUUCUCACAUUACUCGUGUCACAUAAUCCACACAUCGAGUCAUCCAUUCAUUUGCUGUCAACGGGCAAAAUGUGUGCAUUUUUUUGCAGCUCAGAAGCUUGUUCACAUGGGAACAGACUUCUGAAAUGAAGACAGGACUCGUGACCUAUGAUCGAGGAAAAGAGGCAGGUCUUCAGUUCAAACACCCGGUCCUGUGUGAACUCGUUUCCUAUUUGUGUAAAAAUGUUUUAGCAAAAAAUGCUUGCAUUGUGAGCAUACGACUGGAUUACUUGAUUGUGUAGUAAUGUGAUUUUUCUAUAUUGUUUGCUGUUGUCCAGUGUUGGCCACCAUUAAUGUUUAUUGUAUCAGAAAGUUUGCUAUCUCUGAUCUUCAUGAAAGCUUCAUGUUAGAAAUUCUUCUUGGCCAUCAUUACCGACUACCUGAACAAUAAAUCCUUAAAAAGCAAGUCAGUUAUAAUUAAGACAACAGAAUGAUGUUCUGUCAGGAGGUGUAAAUGGUUAUGAAUUAAGAAAGUGUCUGGAACGAAUAUCUGCAGCCCUCCAGGCUUGUGAGUUUGCCAUCCCUGCUCUAAGGGUUCCUUCAUCUUAAAAUGAUGUUAGCCCUGCUGCUCCACUUUAUAGAUGGAUGUGAUUGUAUGAUCAUGGUGGUGAAUGACACCUUGGGGAUCUUUUGAGGUAGAAAGCCAGGAGGGCACAGCAAUGAUUUUACAGAGCCUGCAGUUUCAAGGGGGAGCUAAGACACAAAUUGAUUCUUCUAUUCAUUUAAAGAAUCUCAGCCAUUUGAAGGCUCAGACUGGCAGCAUAAAGAGUGUCAGAGAUCCGCCACCAAACACAACAAGUAAAACUCCACAACAUGUUACCCAGCGGUAGAGGGAGCUGGCCGGGCAGGAGAGGAACAAAUGAGACCUUGAAGUUUGUUGGAAAGAGUGGGCAUCCUACUAAAAAAAGCGUCCAAAUGCUGUAGAAGUAAAAACAAAAUAAACAAAAGUGGCCCCUCUAUACAGGAGAUGUGAGUCCACAGAGGUGGGUAGAGACUGGCAUGGCACAACAUGGUCAUUUUUAUUGUGUAAACACAAUAAUGGGAUUAAAAUGACUCAUUUUAUAAAUACGGUAGUUACAUCAUAUUUCAGACGUUCAUGAAUUUUCCAGGAAUAAGAUUAGUUUUGGUUGAAUGUCCACACUGAUGGCACUGCAAUAGACGUCACUCAUAUCAGAGGAACACAAGAAGACGCAAACAGUUGUGUGGCAGGAUGAAAGUGAACUACAGUAGAAUUAAAGAGAAUAUAUUUAUUAUUGUUUUUGUUGUUUUAUCUUUGUCCUGUGUUGAUGUUCUUUUCUUUACAACAAUAUAGUAAAACAUUUGAAAAAGAUCCUUAUUGGCUGCCAUGGCUGCUAGAGCCCCCAGAGAUGGACUGCCCAUUGGUGACAUUCUGUCUUCUACCACUGAUGAGCUGUUGUGUUGUUCUGCAGGUGACGGGUCAUCCGUGUGGUGGUCAUAACUGCCCCUCAGGGUACUGAGAGCACAUACUGUACUUGCCUUUUAUUUACUUGACAUGCUGCUUUCAUCUUGUACCUUGUAUCUGCCACAAUAUUGUUAUCUGUAUUAUUAAAACCAUUUAAGUAUAUUUGUUGUUUUUUUAUACUGAUUGUGACACAACUCUGGGGGACUGCAAAUCUGACGUUGUAUGCGUGGGCAUGAAAAAUGGUUUGCUUUUGUUAUGAAUUGAGCACCUCAUUAAAGUGAUUUCCUUCAAGUGA
Molecule: messenger RNA, 5930 nt
Organism: Polypterus senegalus (gray bichir)
Lineage: Eukaryota; Metazoa; Chordata; Cladistia; Polypteriformes; Polypteridae
Gene: ica1
Product: islet cell autoantigen 1
Exons: 15
Coding region: 198-1742 (514 amino acids)
Biological process (GO): regulation of transport
Cellular component (GO): Golgi apparatus
Molecular function (GO): protein domain specific binding
Source: RefSeq, a predicted model, not a curated record